CCAGGUCAGAGACCGAUCAGCUUCGAGAGUUUUCAGACCUGCGAAGUGAGGAAAAGUUGUUAGCAGCGGACCUGCCAGCGGCACCGACAGCAGCUCGGUGCUCGGCGUGUCCCGGCCUGUGUGGAGCUUCUUCUGCGGGUGAGAGGCUGUACGAUCCUCGGCAGUGUUCUGAGACUGUACGGCCCCGACCCCCCCCACCCCAGCCCGUCUCUCCAGCCUGGACUGACACUGUCUGCCCUGUUUUAUGGACUAAACUCAAGUUCCCAAGUUUAAUGCCACGAUCUGUCACACCUCAGACCUGAGGACAUUAUUCACUCUCUUUGACUCUUCAGUUGGACUAAACGUAGACAGCCGGGGAAUUACAACAGGGACAGAAAUGACGGCCGAGAAGGAGAAAAAGAGGAGCAGCUCAGAGCGGCGAAAGGAGAAGUCUCGAGAUGCGGCUCGCUGCCGGCGCAGCAAAGAGACGGAGGUUUUCUACGACCUUGCUCACCAGUUGCCUUUACCCCACAGUGUCAGCGCUCACCUGGACAAAGCCUCCAUCAUGAGGCUGGCUAUCAGCUACCUACGCACGCGCAAGCUUCUUGCCACAGGCGGCAGCAGCAGCGGCAUUGACAGCAAUGAGGACAUUCAGAUGGACAGUCUGUACCUGAAGUCACUGGAGGGCUUCGUCACUGUGGUAACGUCUGAUGGCGACAUGAUAUUCCUGUCCGAGAACAUCAACAAAUUCAUGGGGCUCACACAGGUGGACCUCACUGGUCACAGCAUCUUUGAUUUCACUCACCCAUGUGAUCACGAGGAGAUCAGAGAAAAUCUCAGCCUGAAGACAGCUGGGAGCAGCUUUGGUAAGAAAGGCAAAGAGCUGAGCACUGAGCGAGACUUCUUCAUGAGGAUGAAAUGCACGGUGACCAACAGAGGACGCACCGUCAACCUCAAGUCAGCCAGCUGGAAGGUGCUGCAUUGUACCGGACACCUGAAGAUGUACAACAGCUGCCCUCCACGAGGGCUGUGUGGCUUCAAAGAGCCCCCACUCACCUGCGCUGUCCUGAUGUGCGAACCAAUCCCACACCCGUCCAACAUCGACACGCCGCUGGACAGCAAGACUUUCCUGAGCAGACACAGCAUGGACAUGAAGUUCACCUACUGUGACGAGAGGGUGACAGAGUUGAUGGGCUACACCCCUGAGGAUCUGUUGGGACGUUCUGUCUAUGACUUUUACCACGCCCUGGAUUCAGACAGCGUCACCAAGAGCCACCACAACUUGUGCACCAAGGGUCAGGCUGUGAGCGGACAGUAUCGUAUGCUGGCGAAGAACGGAGGCUACGUCUGGGUGGAGACCCAAGGAACUGUCAUUUAUAACAGCCGCAACUCUCAGCCUCAAUGCAUUGUGUGCGUAAACUACGUCCUCAGUGACAUUGAGGAGAAGUCGAUGAUUUUCUCCUUGGAGCAGACUGAGUCCCUGUUCAAGCCACGCCACAUGAGCAGCUUCUUCUCUGCUGGAGGUUCAGGUGUGACCACAGAGCCAGGAGACACCCUCUUCACCAAACUCAAAGAAGAGCCAGAGGACCUCGCCCAGCUUGCUCCAACACCCGGGGACACUAUCAUCUCCCUGGACUUCUGUGGCAGUCAGUUUGAGGAGCCCCAACAGCCAGCAGGAUACAUCCCAGCAUCUGCGUCAGCUAUGCCCCCUCCUGGGCCUCCGUCCUGGGCCAGCGAAAGCCACCAGCCUGCCUCUCAGGUGUCAUGCCAAACCUCUGCUCAGGCUCAAAGAGACAUGGCUAACAUGGCCAGUACAUUCACUGUGCAGCAGAAUCCUCCACCAGGCAGCGCUACUCCAAGCCUCAGCAGCUGCUCCACGCCCAGCAGUCCGGGAGAUUACUACAGUUCAGCAGAGAGUGACCUGAAGGUGGAGCUGACUGAGAAACUGUUUGCGCUUGACACAGAGUGCAAAGGCAGCCCUACAAACACAGAGAGGGACUUGAGUGACCUUGACCUCGAGACUUUGGCUCCAUACAUCCCAAUGGACGGCGAGGACUUCCAGCUGAAUCCCAUCAUCCCGGAGUCAGAACCCCUGGAUGGGAGUCCAUCAGGAUCCAUGGGGAGCAACAGCAGCCUGGCCCAGAAGCACCAGGGCACCCAGCAGAGCUUCAGCAACAUUGCCAGCCUCUUCCAGCCCCUGACCUCCCCUCCUCGAACCCAAGGUCCAUACCAUAACCAACCUGCUGCAUCCUGGGCCACAGGGGAGAAGAGGGGCUCUAGUCAGGGGACUACAGACCCUCGUGUAGGGUCAUACAUGAUGGGAAACAUGCAGCACCCUCCGUACCAGGCUCCAGCCAGCACCCCUCUGUCCUCCAUGGGAGGCAGGCAGAACCUACAGUGGCCACCGGACCCUCUGUUAACAUACCAACAACAACAAUCGCAGAGCACUAAGGCGUACCUAAUGGAGCCUUACUCAGGAGAGGAACGACCGUCCUGCCAACAAAACAUACCACAGAUAAUGCAAAAACAGAGGUCCAUUGACAAUUUUGUACAAGCCUACAAAGACAUGAGUCCAGCCAGAGUGGCCAUGGCCAACAAUAUCAAGCGCUCCUUCACCCAGAUGGCUGUGGGUGAAAAUAAACCGUCAGACGUCAUGUGGAAGAAGAUGAGGGGUGACAGUUUUGGCAGCAUGGAUCGUUCCCUCAGUGCAGGAUCACUGGCAGAAUCAGGGAUGGGGAGGCUUAUGCCAGGCAGUAUGCCAUCAUGUCUGCAGCAACACAGGAAAUCCCAGUAUCCAGGGGUUGGGAUCGGUGGUCCAAAUGAGAAACAUUUUCCCCAAAAGAGCUGCAGCUACUCACAGUAUAACAUGCUGUCCUCCAACAAGACGGAGGGGGUUGCCAGUUGUUUGCUGGGCCCGUCCUUUGAGUCCAUCUGCCUACCAGAGUUGACCCGUUACGACUGCGAAGUUAACGUCCCCCUGCAGGGGAACCUGCACCUUCUCCAGGGCUGUGAUCUGCUGAGAGCUCUGGACCAGGCCACCUAGAGCUCCAUCUCCCAAACCCGUCUGCAGCCCCAGACUUAAGCCUUUCUUUACGUGAAUACCUCUGGGUCCUCUGAGCGUUGUGAGGCUAAGCUACCUAUAGGGAAUGGUAUUCAUAACCACAUCCUGCCUUAUUUAGCUUAUUAGGCUCAGCCCCACAAACUAUUCCCUGUUUCUUUAUAGCUUUGUACAUAGACCAUCUUAACAAGCUGAUAUAUCAGGGUUAAGCCACUUGCACCCCUCAUUACCCAAGCUUUGGACGCAACUCAGAGGCAGGUUAAGUGUACAUGUAAGCAAAUUAUCCUACAUUGAGAAACAGACUUCCCAUUCAACAUUGGCUCCUCAUGUAAAAGAUCAAUGUAGGAUCAAUAAGGGUGUGCAAAAUGUUACAGCACCCUGUCUGCUCUGUGUCAAAAAGCUGAAUGUGGGUAUUUAAUGUACAGGGGUAUUACUGCAGUAAGAUUCAAUCACAUAACCUGCCUUAAAGUAAAGCUGUGCCCAAACUUCUGCAGCCAUACACCUGUACAGGCCCAGGCCAGGUUUAAGAAUACCAUCAGUCUUACCCUGCCUGGUCUGUCACAGACCAGCACCCUGAUAUGUUCUCUAUGCAGCUCAGCCCAACACACAUUUUCUCCAUCAGCUAACUCCUUUAGCUAUGAAGAGAAAAUAAAUUAUAAUACUACCUACAUAUUAGCAAAGGCACUGUGUUUUAUUUUUCACCGGCACUUAGACCCAGAACACUUACAGUAUGUCCAGUCAAAGCUUCGAGUAACGGUUGGGUAUCAUGAACUGUUUUUGAAUAGCUGCCGUAUUUAAAAAUGAGGAAUAAUGAAAGCAUCAUCUUCCAAAAGAUGAUGUUUAAACCAUUUUGGUGCAAUAAAUGUAGCUAAAUGUAGUAGAGGUUUUAACUAACAUUAAGAGUUAACAAGGAAUGCUUGUAGUAGGGUUUCUCAACUCUGUUGGCUUAAUGAUCACCAAAAAGCUUCUGUGAGGAGUUAUAGCUUCCUGUGAAACAGACAAAAAAUGAUAUAAUCACAGAGUAACAACAUACAAAAGCAAAUGUGACCAAAAGCAUAAACACUGACUAUUUCUAUGUAGUCAUUUUUAAUGCCUGAAACCUCUGCAGUGGGGAAGGUGUCACAUGAAGUGAGAUAGCCUUUUCUGUUACCAUUUCCAAGACUUUUAAUAAGUUAAAAUGGUUGUUAAAGAAAAGCACAACAAGAUUUUGUGUUACAGAAAGUACUUGUACAUUUACAGGAUGAGAUGAGCUAAGGUUUGUCCAUAGGGAUUGCCAAACUUUGGCUUUCCAACAUCUCAUCUUAUUUUUCUUUUUCUAAAUCUCCAAAAACAGACUGAGCAAAUUUAACAUAUUAAAGUUCAGCAAAAACACUGACUCAUAUCAUUGCAAAUAAAGGACAUGGCUGUUUUCAAAUCAUCGCAUUACUGCACCAGAACAUGAGAAUUUUGUGGCUGUAGAAAAAUCACAUUUCAGUUAAUUCAAUCAUUACAAAAGCUAGGAACCAAAACUGAAUUAGUGAAAAAUCUGAAUCACAAAAUGAUACCCAACUCAGCUCAAGCUUUUUUUUUUUUCCUUUAAAGACAAACUCAUGCACGGACAUGUCAUCAUCCUGCUCUAAUUUCAUAGAGGUUACUUUAAUCACAGCAUAGACUCUGAUUCUCACUACAUUCACAGUUUGGGUCAACAUCCAUGAUAUAUGCAUUAUAUUGUUUUGUUCAUUUAUCAUAAGUAGUCUAUUUUUUCUGUCAAUGAAUUGAAACAUUUUAGCAUUUAUUAGAUUUUAUAUUAUUUAAUCUAAGCUGACGGGACACUAUCAGAACUGCUUCUUUCCUCUUCUGGCUUAUUUUUAUGUUUUUACUCCACCAACAAGAUUCCUAUAUUUGUGUCUAACUCACAGACACAAUUAAAAAAGUAUCUAUUGCAAUACAUGUAGUCUACUGUAAGUUGAAAAAAAUGUUUUGUUUUUUUUUCUAUCUUUCUUCUUAAAUUUGUAAGUCAGGUGGGUAGCUCAUGCGACUACAGGGUUUUUUCUUAUUGUUCAAUUGUUUUCUUGAGCUUAAACUUCUAUAAUCAACAGCAAAGCUAGCUGUGUUCACCAGACUCAUUGCUUGUACAUAGAAUCUGACUUGCACACUACAAGAGUUUAUGUGAUAACAUGUUGUAGGCUUACAAACACAAUUCUCAUAGUGCAGUAAGGCAGUGGUGUUCACUGAGCAUUUGAGGGGCAUGGGCUGAGAGGGGCACCUCUUUGCGAGUGAUUUUAAUUUUUAGAUGUGAUUUUUACUGUAAAAUUUCUUAAAUGUAACAGCAGAUUAAUCAAAUUUAAUGAUGUUUCCUGAAGGCACUUUAGAAAAAUGAAAAUGGAAUUCUUUGUAAUGCUAAAAUGGUUUGAACUUGUAAGUAUGUUCAUUUACAUUAAGAUAGUUAAUCUUUUAUUAUACAACCCCUAAAUACUGUAUCUACAAAUGCAGCAUGUCUUCAUACCUAAAGUACAACAACAUGAGGUUAAAUUUGUGAAAUUGUUGCAAUUUGUUGGUUAGAUGAAACAAAAAACCCUUGCUAAUGGAUAAGAGUAGUUGUGGCCAAUGUUACUUAUAUUCCAUUAUGGAAAUCAUUUUACAAAUGUGACAUACGACACUUGAAAAAUCUUAAUUAGAUUCGGGAUCCACAAUGGAUCUGAAUAGUAAUCUCCUGGCUGAAAAUCCUUUGUUUUUGACCCUUUCAGUUGCCGUAAAACCGCCCGAAGUGACCAUCUUAACGUCAUGCCAUGACAGUUUUCCUGUUUCUCUUGUAAUAACAUCUAAGGCUACUACAAAGAGUUCCCCAAUUAUAAGGUAAACAUAAGCUGCUAAAAAAAGGGAUGAAAAUGCACCGUAAAGAGCAAAAGUGCAACUUGUCACUAGAAUGCAAAAUUGAGUGCCAUUAAUUUGCAUACACCUCAAUAAAGUAUAAGUAAACAUUGUCUGCAUUGAAUAGCUGUGGAAAGCAACAUAAAUGCCAGUAGGGUCAUCGUACAGAAAAAGGAUGUUGUUAAGCUAAGAUAGUGUGUACAUAAAAACUAUGUACACUGAGGACAUUGAACCUUUUUAAGGAUCUAUCACAGGGCUCAUUAGAUGUGCAAUGUAAGAGGUUUAAAAGAUUUGUAAAUGAUCUGUGUGCCACGAGAGAAAAUUGGAUUUGUGCCAAUCGGGACCAAAGAAAUAAGUUUAAUUGCAUAGUUUGGUGUGAUAAUGGGGCAAAAUAAAGCUUGCAAAUGCAGCGCAAGACGGGCCCCUUGAGAUUUUACAUCAACAAAGGCUAUGAUGGUUGCCCCCACCUCCCCCUCCACUGCACACCACUGCAAAAAACAGACAGUGCACAGUCACAUGACUGCACAGUCACGCUCUCUCUCACACACACACAUUUUAAGAUGUACAUAGCAGCAUUAGCCGUGGAUACAGUGCAGCACAGCAGCCUGUGAAGUGACUUGAAUGUGGUGUAUGUAUUUUCAGGAUUAGGACAAGGCCAGUUUUUGUUAUCAUUAGACAGCAGCUGCCAAUUUUAAAAGGCUUUUCCGAAUAUUCUAGUCAUUUUAAUACACGAUGGACUAAGUGUGGUUAGAUUAUAUUUUUUCAAACUGUAAUAUUCACCCAAAUGAUGUCAGUGAAAUAACCAACAGUAUGCCUUUAGUGAAAACACUGUUCUCUUUUUCUGUCAUUUCCUGUGCAGAGUAUUUUCUUAUUCUCACUCUUUUUGAGAUCUUUAACGUUGUGUGGUGACCACUUUUCUGUAUCAAUUAUAGAGCUUUGUACACAUAUAAGUUACGUAUUUAAAAGAAGACGAAACUAAUGUUGCAGAUUAUGUUUUUAGUGUUUAUAUGUCCUGGUACUUUGUCCUUAUCUAACCCCCCAUUGAUGCAGAUGGAUUAGAUCCCUCGCAGUGCUGUUUCCUCUCAUGCUGUUUCUGUGUUGUGGCAUUUAGGUUGUUUUUUCCCCUCAAGAGUUUUGUCCUAAAUAUACUAUCCCAAGAGUCUUUUGGAUGGACAGUACUGCUUUUAUUUUUGCUUUAAGAAAAAAAAGAAAAAAAAAGAUUUGAGAUGAAUAUCAGUUUUUUAAGUUUUCAGAUAUGUAGCAUUUGGUUAACAGAUUGAGUCGCCACAUAAUUAAUCAUAGUUUCAUAUAUAAACGCCAUGGUGCUUCAUUGACCACAUUUGUGUCAUUUGUAGAACUUCUAUUGCAUCUCUUGGAUCACUAACCCUAUGUUUUUAUAUUCUCUGCUUUUAUCAUGCUGAAAUUAUCUUUAAGUUCAUUUUAACCCAUAUAAUGUGCCUUAAUAUGACUUAGUUUCAACUUGACUGAGUUAACCCUUCAAGUGCACAGUUUGCCCCCCCCCCCCCGGUAGAAUGCUUCCAUUAACUCUAGGGUGUAUUAUUGAAUGAAAUGCAAACUUGACAAUGUACUUUAUAUAAGUUAAUUUAAAUGAGUAAAAAAGAAUAGCAUAAAACUUGCAUUUAGAUGAAAGCCUUAACUACAUUUUUUUAAGCAAUGAUAGAAAAACAUACACAUUUAGGAAUACAGUGUCACAGUUUAGGCUGAUUUUCAUAAUAACCCCUUGAGUUUUGUGCUCAACAGCUCCCUCAUAGCCUCCUCUGAUGUAUAUUUAGAUCACAAAAGAACAGAAGCUUAGUAAAGGAACAAUAAAGGUAGAACCCUUUUAGAUCCCAUCGUAGAUCCCCUGGUGAUGAUGAGUCAAAGUUUGUUAAAAGGUCUUAAAAGAAAUGGAUUCCCCAGCUCACCAAACGACCUGACAGUCCGUUUGUUGCUGAAGCUGCUUGUGGGUUCUUAGGUUUAGCUGAAAAACAUUUGAUUGUACAGAAGUAGUUCUCCUGGGAGGGUCACGAUUCAGAGGUCCGAUUCAAACAGGUGCCUUGUUUGCAUGUUGCGCUCCAAAUUUGUUCAACUUUUCAAAAGUUUUAAAGUGGCUCAACAUGCUGCAACAAGUUAGCAUCUAUCAUCAGUGAUCUGAGUCAUGCUGGAAGUAUGAAUUGAAGUGGGGCUUUUCCACUAUUACUUCAGGCCGCGCAGAUACAAAUAAAGCCAUGCUGUCUAGAUGGCCAAGCCACGCCCAGAAUGGUCCUGCUCUGGAGCAGGGCCCAUGCGAGUGUUGACAUCACAGCGGUUUGUCAUCAUUUGGAUGCACUUUGCAGGCAUGUUUUAACCCUCUGAGACUGGUGUUUUGGUAUAUAACAAAAAGGGACACUCGUUAUUUAAAUUACAACCAUAAAACAUAGGCAAGUUUUUGUUUUUAUUUUCAUCUAAAAGCCCUCCUACAUGCCAUUCUUAUGAUGCUACCCACACCUUCUUAGUUGCAGAAUAUUUUGUAGCUAGCCUGGAAUUUGGGUGACUGUCACGGGUCUUUAAAGAAUAAAUCCUCACAGUAUCUCCAAUAUUGAAUGUCCUUUUAUUCAAUUUAUAAUCAAAUUUACUUGUUUCCCACAAUACUUUGUGACUGGGCUGUGAUAGCCAAUGGCAGGCUGUUCUGUUGUCACAUUAUGCUUUGCUGAACAGCGCUUGUGCAAGCACUUAGAAACUGGAGGAGAGAGCUUGAAUGACUCAUAAUAGAGAGAAAGAGACAGAGAGGCUGUGAUGUGUCACUGCAGACAGGAACUGCUUUGUAUGAUGACUAAAAUUUCUAAAAGCAAAAGGACUUCUAUUUUGGAGACUGUGUCUCAAAGAAAAAACCUUUGUCAUCAUUGUUUGCUGUGUGUAAUACAUAAAAAUCUGGGUUUUAAUUUCUGUUUAGUUUUUUUCUUUUGUCUUUAUUGUCUCACAGCAUUUUUAAAAUUCAAGUGACAUUGCUGUAGCACUUUUUCUUAAAGCCCAGGUUGUCCUGAAAAAAGCAUGUUUGGAACUUGACUGUGCGCCACAGGGUUGAUGUUUUAUAAGCUUUUAAGACAAAAGGUCCAGGUGUGACACAAUGGUUAAAAAAUAGUAUAGGGCUCAGAGGGUUAAGUAGCAACCGCUGCACCAGUCUUUGAAGUACCUGCCAGAUUACCAAUAGAAGAAGAAGAAACUUUGAAGUUAAAGUAACAGGUGCUUCUUCUUCUGGUAAUACAAAACAAUGCUUACUGAAGUGUAGUUAUUAAACAUCUUCGACCCAAAAUGUGUGUCAUCAGCUCAAGACGCGCCCUCGAACGGGUAGCUUGGUUGUGGUGGAAAAGCAAAUCUCCUGCCAUGCUGAGUCAAACCAAGUAGAGCAAAUGUAAUGGAAAAGCCCCAAAGGUGACUUGUUGAUUCUUCUUCAAACGUGUCGACAUAAACAUCAGUUUGAUUAUCAAGGAUUUGAACCUUGAACACAGAAAAUGUAAAUUCAUAGUUCUAUGUUUUAAAGGUUACAUUUGAGGACCAAUGUAAAUACUGAGUUAUUAAAAUGGAGCAUCAGUACAGCAAACCAGAUGCAGUCAUUCAAAAGGUAGAGCAGAAUCCAGUGUACACAUUGAUAACAUAAUUGAAAUCACUACAAAAUGAAAGCAUUGUCUAACUGUUGCUUUGUUGCUGCAUUGCUGCAGAUAUUUGAGUCUAAAGUGUCAUUAUAUAAGUACCAUUUAUGUAAAUCCCAAGUACAUGCAGUCUAAAAAUGGUCACUCAAGCAAUGUGGUGUUUAAAAAGAUUAGAUGACCAUUAUUCAGAGAGAGAGGAGUGGCAGUUAUUACUAUGAAUAGCUAUUAAGAUGAGAAAAGACAGAUGUCUGAGCUAUGGAGCACAAAGAGAGACACAGCCUGCUCAGCCUGCCCACUGAUGCAAAUCUCUCAGCUCCUACAUGGACAGAUCACUCAGAAGUUUCUGUCUCUCAACACCUCUCUCUUCGAUGUUUUGGGUCUAAAAAGCCUGUCCUGGUUAAUCAGCUGUGCCUUUGACAAAAAGAUGCUUUUUAUGUCGUUCAAACCGGAAAUUCAGCUCAUUGCAACAGGAGAUGCCUAAAAGAAAGGAUUUGUUUUUUUAUGGCCAAAUAUUUCAGACUUCAAAAUUAUUAUGAGCUCCACACUGAUGAAAAUAGAAUUACAUAACCAAACGCUGUUCUUCAAUUAUUUCAUCUAUCAACUAGGAACAAGCUGUUCUAAAAAGAGUUCCAGCACAUAGUUAAGUUUUGGAGAAAAUCAAAGGCUGUAGGACUUAAUAAAAUGCUCUGAAAGAUUUACAUGAGAGAAAGAACAGCACCAAAGAUGGAUAUUUUAGUAAAUGAUGAGAUUUAACUAAAUUGUGGCAAUGUAUGUGUAAAGAGUUGGCUAGAAGGACGUUGAUUUAAAAAUACAAAUUAUGCCGGAGAGGAAGUCUCGCCCCAGUGAAAGCCAGCUGCUUCCCCACAAGCUUCACCAGGGGGAUGAGUAUAAAAUGAGUAAAAAAGGCAUCAUUUAUACUUAAAAAAAUGAACUUUUGAUAGUUCUCAAGCAUUUUCUGAGAUUUAUUUAUGUACAUGACAUUGUUUUAAUCCAGCAUAAAGUGUAGACAUAUGCCAGUUAUACUAUUCAAGUGUUAAAUAUGUAUUUAUCAGCAAACACAGGUAGAAAAUCCUGGUAGUGUGUGUUAGUUACUCAAAAAAGGAAAAUACUGACUUUAUGAAUGUAGCACUGAAGCUAAGCUAAAAAGGGCGUGGCUUCCUCUCUGUAUUUUAACUCUAGAAGGCCAAUCACCAGUCCUAUAGUGCAAAACCAACUGUGCUGCUUGAAGGGUUUCCCCUAACACUUAAGUGAUUCAACGUUUCAGGUUUAAUCCAUACAUUCACUGCUCUUCCUCUUUAAAGAAAAUAUCAGCAUUCUGUCUUGUCUUUUGUAAAAGCAGGCUUUUUGUCUUUAUGGGGUCCAUGACCAGAUUCUUGUUUCUAUUUUUUAUUCCUUUUUUGUCUGUCAUACAUUACAGUUAUUAGCUGAUUCUGCAUUUUUUAAUAUGCUUAAAUCCAUAUGGCUCUUGUUAUUAUCAUAUAUUGCUGUCAUUGUUAUUAUUAUAUGGGGACUUUAACCCAUUCAGAAGUUUGUGUUUCUGCACUGAUAUCUUAUUAAUAAAGCAUACUGAUCUUAUCCUCCUC
Cheilinus undulatus (humphead wrasse) is the source of this 11099-nucleotide messenger RNA. RefSeq names its product endothelial PAS domain protein 1b (gene epas1b). NCBI's taxonomy places the organism in Eukaryota, Metazoa, Chordata, Actinopteri, Labriformes, Labridae. The transcript is spliced from 16 exons. Gene Ontology annotation, molecular function: protein dimerization activity; DNA-binding transcription factor activity, RNA polymerase II-specific; RNA polymerase II transcription regulatory region sequence-specific DNA binding. Gene Ontology annotation, cellular component: nucleus; transcription regulator complex; cytoplasm. The coding region runs from base 377 to 3022 and encodes 881 amino acids. The record is from RefSeq and is a predicted model, not a curated record. Gene Ontology annotation, biological process: regulation of transcription by RNA polymerase II; cellular response to hypoxia.